AUCAUCCGAGAAUCAUCUAAUAACCAUCCAAGAAUCACUUGGGAAACACCCACCAUCAAUAGCCAUGAUUGGAGAUUCGCCCAAGGCAGAGCGCGAGCCAUGCUCUCAAUCGCCUUCUCUGCUGACGGCGCUUCCCCAGGAGCUUUUGAGUUACAUCGUCGGCCAGCUAGAGAACAGCGACAUCAAGAACCUCCGUCUAUCUUGCAAGCAACUUGCCAAUGCAUCGGCCCUGCGCAUCAAACGCGUCUUCCUCUCUGCGAACCCGCUUAAUGUCAAGGUCUUCCGCGCAAUUGCCGAUCAUGAGGUUUUUCGCCACGGCGUUACCGAAAUCAUUUACGACGACGCCUGGCUCCCGCGGUCUGCUUUUGAUGCCGAAGCGGUACGACGGCCCGAAAUGUUAAUGACUAACCCUCCAGCCCCUCUUGAUCUGUGGGACUCGCAAUAUUAUAGAAGAACUGAGGGCUCAGAUGAGGAGUGGUUUCAAAGUGCGCGGCGGGAUAACCUGCGGGAGAUUGGUAUUCAUAAAAAUCACGUUAAAGGCCGAUGGGGUAGUCUUGCAAGGGCAAAAGAGGCGGAAUGUGAGAUGUCAUAUCAGGCAUCAUGGGCAUACUAUCAGAAUUUGGUCCGCCAACAGGAUGAAGUCAUUGCAUGCGGCGCUGAUAUAGAGGCUUUCAUAUAUGGUCUCCGACGAUUCCCAUCAUUACGAACCAUCACCGUCACGCCUGCCGCCCAUGGGAUGUUAUUUUGCCCCCUCUACAAGACACCAAUGAUUCGAGCCUUUCCAUUUGGCUUCAACUAUCCUCUUCCCCGCGGUUGGCCAGCACGUUAUGAGUCAGACGAUCCUUUGCAGGCGGUGCCAUGGGUCAACGAGCAUGACGAAGCUUGGGCUGCCCAAAUCAGAGAUAAUUGGCGUGGGUUUCUACUGGUUGCUCAUGCAGUCGCACAAGAGCGACAGCACCACCGUGUGUCCGAGUUUCUUAUUGAUUCCAAUCAGCUUCACACUGGGAUUGGCAGUCGCCUGUUUGAACAGCCUUGCGAAGCGUACACAGAUAUAGCAUCGAUUCUUGAGCUUCCUGGCCUCCGACGUUUUCAUCUCUCCCUUAAUGUUGAGGGACAGCAUUUUUUUCACUGGAAAGCUUUUCGAAGUGGUCUCAUGAGAGAUGCUCUUGCUAAAGCUGUGGAUUUGGAGCAAUUUGCCCUAGAGACCGAUCUGGAUCUGGAAGAGAUAGAUGAAGAAGAACCCCCCUCGUUGGACGACUUUAUCCCAAUUGAGUGUUGGCCAAAGCUGCAACACCUCAAAUUGUGGAAUUUGCAUGUCAGGAAAUCUGAUUUGCUCUCAUUUUUGGCCAAACUUCCGCAAACGCUACAAUCAAUUGAGCUCAGUGCUCUCUGUUUUUUUUAUUAUGAGGGGGGUUACGUUGAUCUGCUUCAAGAUAUGCACGACAUCCUAGGUUGGCGAGAACGGAAGAUUCAACCAAGAGUCAAGAUGGCUAUACCUCAUAAAGAUUCCUACAGAGACGGACAGACUAUCCACGUCGAUAAAGAAAUAGACGAGUUUUUAUAUGGCGAUGGCGAUAACCCCUUUGCAAGAGAAUCUCACGAUGGCGAAGUGCCUCCUCGUGGUGCGGGGGUUCUGCGUGAUGCAUUUGUUGAGGAGUUGGAGCUGCCUUGGAAACGUCUUCCAUCGCAAGUUCGUUAA
Messenger RNA from Trichoderma virens Gv29-8, 1699 nucleotides. RefSeq lists its product as uncharacterized. The coding region runs from base 65 to 1699 and encodes 544 amino acids. The transcript has a single exon. The record is from RefSeq and is a predicted model, not a curated record. Gene Ontology annotation, molecular function: protein binding. NCBI's taxonomy places the organism in Eukaryota, Fungi, Ascomycota, Sordariomycetes, Hypocreales, Hypocreaceae.